UCGGCUGAGUUCGGCUGCUAACGGUCGGUGUGUUCAAAUCUUCGGCUGCGGCUCCUGUUGGAGACACAAGUAAAGAAAGAGCGGACAGAAAAGAAGGAAACCGACAACAGGAAGCGAUAGACGGUGUCUCUCAGCGGAAUGACGGUGCUGCAGGAACCUGUCCAGGCUGCAGUGUGGCAGGCUCUGAACCACUACGCCUACCUGGACGCUGUUUUUCUCGCAGAGCGACUCUACGCUGAAGUGAGGUCAGAGGACGCCCUCUACCUGUUGGCUACGUGUUACUACCGCUCAGGGAAGCCAUACAAAGCUUAUCGACUACUGAAGGCACACAGCUACUCCACACCACAGGUUCGAUUCCUGUUGGCCAAGUGCUGCGUGGAAUUGAGCAAGCUUGCUGAAGGAGAACAGGUUCUGAUUGGUGGAGUGCUGAACAAACAGAAGAGUCAGGAUGACAUCAUCACUGAAUUUGGAGACUCUGCGUCUUUCACUUUGUCGCUACUGGGACACAUUUACUGUAAGACAGAUCGUGUUGCUAAAGGUGCAGAGUGUUUUCAGAGAAGUUCAACUCUCAACCCGUUCCUCUGGUCACCUUUUCAAAAUCUCUGUCACCUAGGAGACAAACCAGAUCCAGAUCAGGUUUUCAGGUUGUCAUCCCCACAGAACCCUUCUAUGGCCCCGCCCCCUCCAUCUGUCAGCCCUGCCCAGAACCCCUCCCAUCGCUUGGACACCGCCUUAAUGGAGACGCCGCAGGACACACUGGAGUUAAAUCGUUUGAAUUUAGAAUCUUCUAAUGGAAAGUUGACGUCUGAUUUGUCGGUUUCCUACAUUGACUCCUCCCUUAUCUCCCCGGAGACUGGCUCUCUUCUGGGAAACACUGUUUCCAUGGCAUCAGCCGGCUCCCUAUUGGCUAAACAAAAUAAACCCAAAAGUGGGAGGAGUUUAUUGGGAGGACCUGCUGCCCUGAGCCCACUAACACCCAGUUUUGGAAUCCUGCCUUUGGAACCUAGCCCUGGAGAGCCCACAUAUCUACAGAACUUCUCAACUACCAUGGAAACACAGACCACAGCACCUAGCAAGAAGUCUGUCUCCAGGAUCAGUCAGUCAAAAUCUGUCUUCAGUCAGAGUGGAAACAGUAGAGAUGUUCUUCCCAUUCCCUUCAACCAAUCACAGAGCUCUGUGCCUCACACCAGUGGCUCCCCUCAGGUCCUUAGUCCCAGUCUGUCUGCUCCUACAAAUGUUCAGCCCAGAAGAAGCUCCAGACUCUUCACUAGUGCCAGCUCCACGGCCAAGGAGAACAGUAAGAAGUUAAAGAUGAAAUUUCCCACAAAGAUCCCAAACAGGAAAACCAAAUGUAAAUCAGCGAAGACGUCGAACAGCAACAACCUGAAUGAGAGUCUCGACAUCCUGAGGCUGGACCCAGGUCUGAGUCUGCAAGACACCAAGGUGCCACAGUACCAGAGAGCUGCUGCAGACAGUGUGAUGGCGUUGUUACGGGAGCUGGGCCGUGGUUACCAGGCGCUGUGCUCCUACAACUGCAGGGAGGCCAUCAACAUCCUGAGCUCACUGCCUCCACAGCACUACAGCACUGGCUGGGUCCUCACGCACAUCGGCAGAGCCUACUUUGAACUGGCCGAGUACACACAGGCGGAGCGUCUGUUCAGUGAGGUGCGCAGGAUGGAGUCGUACAGAGUUGAAGGGAUGGAGAUUUACUCGACGACGCUGUGGCACCUGCAGAAAGAUGUUGCUCUGUCAGUUCUGUCCAAAGACCUGACAGACAUGGACAAGAACUGUCCUGAGGCCUGGUGUGUUGCUGGUAACUGUUUCAGCCUACAGAGGGAGCAUGACAUUGCUAUCAAAUUCUUCCAGAGGGCCAUCCAGGUGGACCCAGGCUUUGCGUACGCAUACACUCUGUUAGGUCAUGAGUUUGUUCUGACCGAGGAGUUGGACCGAGCACUCGCCUGCUUUCGAAACGCCAUUAGAGUCAACAACAGACACUACAAUGCAUGGUAUGGUCUGGGAAUGAUAUACUACAAACAGGAAAAGUUCAACUUGGCAGAAAUCCACUUUAAGAAAGCUCUCAGCAUCAACCCACAGAGCUCAGUGCUGCUCUGCCAUAUUGGUGUGGUGCAGCAUGCUCUGAAGAAGUCAGAUGCAGCAUUAGAGACUCUGAACAGAGCGAUUGGCAUCGAUCCUAAAAAUCCUCUCUGCAAGUUUCACCGAGCGUCCAUUCUGUUCGCUAAUGACAAGUACAAGGCAGCUCUUCAGGAAUUGGACGAGUUGAAACAAAUAGUUCCUAAAGAAUCUCUUGUGUAUUUCCUAAUAGGAAAGGUGUAUAAGAAGUUGGGUCAGACUCACUUGGCUCUGAUGAACUUCAGCUGGGCCAUGGACCUGGAUCCUAAAGGAGCCAACAACCAGAUCAAAGAGGCCAUCGACAAGAGAUACCUGCCCGAGGAUGAAGGUGACCCCUUACCCUUGACCCUAGAACAUAAUUACAUUUAUAUUGUGCACUUACAAACAUGAAGUGGUUUUUAUGUUCAAAAACGUCCUUGUCGCUACAAACGAGCCGAUGUAAAUUUUCAGACCAAAACCACACCCGCAGAACACGGA
This is a messenger RNA of Solea senegalensis (Senegalese sole), 2607 nucleotides long. RefSeq names its product cell division cycle 27 (gene cdc27). Bases 139 to 2520 code for a protein of 793 amino acids. Gene Ontology annotation, biological process: cell division. The record is from RefSeq and is a predicted model, not a curated record. Gene Ontology annotation, molecular function: protein binding. Lineage: Eukaryota; Metazoa; Chordata; Actinopteri; Pleuronectiformes; Soleidae. The transcript has 19 exons.